Haplochromis burtoni (Burton's mouthbrooder) is the source of this 318-nucleotide messenger RNA. RefSeq names its product SOSS complex subunit C. Gene Ontology annotation, cellular component: SOSS complex; nucleus; nucleoplasm. NCBI's taxonomy places the organism in Eukaryota, Metazoa, Chordata, Actinopteri, Cichliformes, Cichlidae. The record is from RefSeq and is a predicted model, not a curated record. Gene Ontology annotation, biological process: DNA repair.
CCUUCCCAAACAAGACCCGGGUGGCUAUAUUGGCAGAGCUAGAAAAGGAAAGGAGGCGACUGAUGCAGAGUCAGUCCAUGAAUACUCCUGGAGCCAGCAUCUCGCUGGCCCGGCCCAGUGUUAAGGACUUCAGGGACAACGCAGAACAGCAGCACAUCGCUGCGCAGCAGAAAGCAGCCUUGCAGCAUGCACAUGCACAUUCUUCAGGCUUCUUCAUCACUCAGGACUCCUCAUUUGGAAACCUCAUCCUCCCAGUUCUUCCACGCCUGGAGCCCGAGUCUUGACGUUUUACAUCCGAUCUACCUUCUGGUGUGAGAG